AUGGAUCAACAUGUUACCACCGACGACCAGGGCUACGUGUGGGCCCCAGGCACCGUCCGGCUCGAGAACAAAACUGAACGAUCAGACUACUUGGUCCUUCAGCCAAAACCUACGGAAGAUCCCAAUGAUCCCCUAAACUGGACCACCGGGAGGAAAUGGACUAAUUUUUCCAUUGCUUUACUCUAUGUCAUUUCGACAUUCGUGAUGCUUGACAUCGCAGGCGUUGCUUACGGGCCUUAUCUAGAAAUGGGGCUCUCGUACGGAGACUUAAACAAUGCCAUUGCGGCCAACUACGCGGGCCUGGGUCUCGGAUGCCUAUUCUUCAUUCCAUUUGUAUACAAAUAUGGUCGGCGGCCAAUCUACCUGUUUAGUUUGACGCUGCAGUUGGCUGUGACACUGUGGGCAGGCUGGGCCGACACUGCGGCGCAGUUUAUUGUAUUCAACCUAUUCGCCGGCCUCGGUGGCGCCAUCAGCGAAACCAUCGUUCAGAUCACCAUUGCCGACCUCUUUUUUGUUCAUCAACGCGGCAUGGCAAAUGGAAUUUUCUUGGCCAUGGAAACUAUAGGCUCCUUCCUCGGGCCGCUGGUUGCGGGAUAUAUCAUCCAAGCCCAAAGCUGGCAGUAUAUGUGGUGGUGGACUGCCCUUCUUAUCGGCAUCAACUUGAUAUUAGCUAUUGGGCUCUUCGAAGAAACGAAAUAUGUACCUGAGAUCGGAGGGCAGGUUGUUGCCCCAUCAUCGACAGCAUCAGCCUCAAAGCCAACUACCACGACCGCCAAAUCCCCGGAACCUUCUUUAGACGACGUCCCGCAGAGCGAAGAGAUCAUGUGGCGACAGAAGUCGCGUCGUGAGCGAUUGGGUCUCAUCACCAAGACGGACAUUCCGCUUUUCCAACAUGCGUGGAAUCCGUUCUUUAUUCUAAUUCAAUUCCCGGCUGUUACAUAUAGUGCUAUCAUCUAUGCCAGUCUACUCGUGUGGGUUUCUGUUUUGGGAACAGUCCAAUCGCUAUGGCUACUCUAUCCCCCCUAUAAUUUCGACAGCGCGCAAAUUGGUCUCUUUAACUUAUCCUCAUUGGUUGGCACCCUAAUUGGCGCUAUAUGUGGUGGACCACUGAAUGACUUUGUGGUUGUGAGACUGUCCAAGAGAAAUUCCGGCAUCUAUGAACCCGAAUUCCGUUUAUAUCUCGGCGUUCCAACAGCGUUCUUCUCUGCAGCCGGUUUGUUGCUUUUUGGUUUCACGCUGGAUAGGGAAUUGCCUUGGAUCGUCCUUGCUGUAGCAAACGCCCUCUACUGCGUCGGAUUAGGACUUGGGGGUGAUGUGGCAUUAACCUACCUCAUGGAUUGUUACCAAGAUAUUCUCGGAGAUGCAUUUGUUGGAGUUGCAUUCUUGCGAAACGCCGUAUCAGUGAUAAUUAUGUUUGUUAUCACCCCUUGGUUGGACGGAAUGGGCCUCCGGAAUACUUUUAUUCUCUGCGGGGCCCUGUCCUUUAUAACCCUCAAUGUCUCCAUUCCGAUGAUCAUUUGGGGCAAGAAGGCUCGAAUCCGGACAGCAGGAAGAUACGCACACUUCGCGAAAUUACAGCCAUUGUCGAGGGACUUUUAA
This is a messenger RNA of Talaromyces marneffei, 1599 nucleotides long. RefSeq lists its product as uncharacterized. The transcript is spliced from 5 exons. The record is from RefSeq and is a predicted model, not a curated record. Gene Ontology annotation, biological process: transmembrane transport. NCBI's taxonomy places the organism in Eukaryota, Fungi, Ascomycota, Eurotiomycetes, Eurotiales, Trichocomaceae. Gene Ontology annotation, molecular function: transmembrane transporter activity. Bases 1 to 1599 code for a protein of 532 amino acids.